This is a messenger RNA of Racocetra persica, 427 nucleotides long. Lineage: Eukaryota; Fungi; Glomeromycota; Glomeromycetes; Diversisporales; Gigasporaceae. The record is from the annotation of a GenBank genome assembly.
CAUCAAGAACAAACCUCAUUAACGCAACCCCAUGAAGGACACUCAUUAAUAAACAAUGACAUUGUAAAAGAGGAAAAUAUGGUUAAAGAGGUUCAGCAACGCUUGGAUGUGGGUUAUAAAGAAGAUAUUUCUUUUGUAGAGCACCAAGAACAAACCUCAUUAACGCAACCCCAUGAAGGACACUCAUUAAUAAGUAAUGACAUUGUGAAAGAGAAAAAUAUGGAAGAGGUUCAGCAACACUUGGAUGUGGGUUAUAAGGAAGAUAUUUCUUUUGUAGAGCAUCAAGAACAAACCUCAUUAACGCAACCCCAUGAAGGACACUUAUUAAUAAGUAAUGACAUUGUAAAAGAGAAAAAUAUGGCUAAAGAGGAAAAUAUAGUUAAAAAGGAAGAUUUGGUUGAAGAGGGAGGUAUGGUUGAAGAGGAAG